UCGGUACUCGCAUAUGAUGAUCUGGAUGUCGGAGCGGUCAACACGACCGACCAGGGCGAGCAGAAAGCACAUCCGCUGACAUCCUUUUUUGUUCCAGAACAGGCGUCGUUCUCCAUUGGGCACGGUCACCUCCAGGUAGAGAGGUGCAUUGCAGACUGGAAGCUGCCGAUAUCGAUGGCAUGGAAGCAUGUUGGUAUCUCUCUGUGCCGGUAUGAUCAUGGUCUAAGAAUUUUGACGCCCGCCUGUCCACCAACAGCAACUUGAGGAUGCGGAAGGCAUGGACAUGGGCACGAACAUGGUAUUGCAGCUGCAUACGACUACCGCCACGCAAGGCGAGCGGGUGCGAUACUGUGACUUCGAUUCAAGAACAUGGUACAAGCAUGACGAGAUCGCAGGAGAGAGACGAAGGUUGCACCGCCUCUUCCACGUUGACCUGCCCCUCUGGAACAUGGCGAUGCCCUCUUUCUCUCUCCCUCUCACUCUCUGAAUGCACCACGGAUAUCUAGGCAGCCCCGAUCUACUCUUCCAUCAUGGGGGAACCUUGCCGCUCGCCAAAGAGCCGUCGAUUCUUGGAGCCUCGAAAGCAAUAUUCCGUGUUGGGCCUCAAAGUAUACCUUCUUCCUACAACCCACUCCCUUCGCAAUGGCGGGGUAGUACUUAGGUGAUCGUGGCUGGCUCGCGGGUAGGGCGAACUAGUUCCGAUGAUAGUACCGCACAAAGGCUCUCCACCCUCUAUCUCUAGCCUCUUUCUCUUUUUGCUUUGAGUGGUUGAGCUCGCGCUCUAUGAUGUAUAUUGGACUAGCUCCAACCGCUAUCUCUUUCCUUCUUUCGCCUGACUUCCGUUGGUUCAUCCUAUCCCAUCUUCCACGGAUCCACUACUUCUGAACACUUCAUGUCUAGUUGCUCCUACUACGCACCUACCUCAUGCAGCUUCUUGUUGGCAAGCUGUACAGCUCUCGAGUGCGAAGAAGAGCAAUCAAUCAUAGCCGUCCCGGUACACCCUUUAUCGGUUAAGAUUGUCCCCGAUGCUCAAGAGAAGCCGUGAAUCUGGCUCUGACUCGCACUUCCAACUGCCUGUUGUUUCUUCUUUUUGAGUAUAAAUAGGGAACGUUCCCCCUUAGGUUUUGUCUUCCUAUUCAUCUCAAACCACGCACGCCAGACCAGAACCUUUCAGCAACUUGUCCAAAUUUGUGGACCUUUGGAAUACUUAUCUCCUGCUUUUGCAAUAUCUUACUACUAUACUUGCGACGAUUCUUCUCCACCAUGGCUCCCUCUGCUAUCUCAGACAUACUUCCGGAUAACCAAGAGACUUCCUUGUCUCUUCACAAAGCCUCUAAUGGCCAUAUCAACGUCAGCGGGGGCAUCAAGAGAAAUUUACACCUCACCCGAGACCUCAAGAAAUCAUUCCCUAUCGUGACUAGAGGCAAGGGCAAUUUCCUCACCCUCGAAGACGGCAGUAUUAUUCUAGAUGCCGCCGGUGGGGCUGCUGUGUCAUGUCUAGGACAUGGCAACCAAAGAGUGAUUGAUGCUAUCACUCGCCAAUGUAUGCAAUUUCCCAUACGGUCCUUCUUGAAUUCUUAGCACGUGCUAAUAUGCCGCAGUGAUGACUGGAUCCACUUAUCUCUGCUCCUCAAUUUGGACCUCUAAUACAGUCAAUGAAUUGUGUGAAGAGUUGAUAAAUGGAACACAAGGUGCUAUGAGCAAGGUUUAUUUGACUGGCUCAGGUAUGUGGUCACUCCUCUUCUCUUCGGCACUUCUAAGCUCACGCCUCUUAGGUUCCGAAGCAAUGGAAGCCAGUGUCAAGCUCUCCCGUCAAUUCUUCUACGAGCAAGAUAAAAAUACGCCAAGAGUUAACUUUAUCGCUCGAGAGAAUUCAUAUCACGGUAUCACAAUAGGCGCUCUUGGUGUUUCCGGUCAUAAAGCUCGUAGAGCGCCAUUUGAACCAUUUCUUAUGAAUGUCCACCGAGUCUCCGCGUGUAAUGCAUACCGCCAGCAAACCAAUGAGUCUAACGAAAGCUUCGUAGCCCAGAAGGCUGCUGAACUCGAAGCGAAAUUUCAAGAACUCGGCCCCGAUACUGUCGUUGCCUUUGUAUGCGAGCCCGUAGUAGGUGCCGCGCUAGGAUGUGUUCCGUACGUUCCUGGUUAUCUCAAAGCUAUGAGAGACGUCUGUCAUAGGCAUGGCGCACUCUUUAUUUUGGACGAGGUUAUGAGUGGGAUGGGGCGUUGUGGGACCCUGCAUGCUUGGCAAGAGGAAGGCGUUGCACCCGAUCUCCAGACGGUCGGCAAAGGACUCGCGGGCGGUUAUCAACCAAUUGCAGCAGUUUUCAUCUCGCAAAAGAUCGUCAAUGGGCUACACAGUGGUAAAUUUGUUCACGGACAAACAUAUCAAGCAAUGCCUGUUCAAGCAGCUGCCGCACUCGAGGUACAGAGGAUUAUGCGAGAAGAUAAAUUAGUUGAGAAUGUCCGAAUUCAGGGAAAAUACCUCGGACAGUGCUUAAAAGAGUAUCUUGGAAAGCAUCCGAAUGUUGGUGACAUCCGCGGGAAGGGGCUCUUCUGGGGUAUCGAAUUUGUUCAGGAUAAGCGAACCAAAGAGCCAUUCGACCCUCGGCGGUGUGUAGCACAAGUGGUGCAUGAUACAGCGAUCUCGGACUUCAAAAUAGCCUUGUACCUGGGAACCGGCACAGUUGACGGUACGAAAGGAGAUCACGUUAUUAUUGCACCAACGUAUAUUUCCACUCGGGAGGACAUUGAGUGUAUUGCGAAGACUGUUGCCGCAGUGGUUAACCACGUCUUCUCACAAAAGAUCUUGCUCUGAGCUUUCAUCACCGAUUUCUUUUAAUCUAGCUCGCACUUACAAAUUGUAGGUAAAGCAGCGUUGGUGUACAGCGUGUGGCAAUUGUGGUCUUGGAGGAUCAGGAACGAAAAUGAUUUCUUGUGGAUACAUGCACCU
Hymenoscyphus albidus is the source of this 2950-nucleotide messenger RNA. NCBI's taxonomy places the organism in Eukaryota, Fungi, Ascomycota, Leotiomycetes, Helotiales, Helotiaceae. The record is from the annotation of a GenBank genome assembly.